AUGUUAUUAAAAGAUUUAUUAAUAAUUAUUCUAGGGGUAGUUAUUUUAAUUAUUGGAGUUUUAGUAGGAGUGGCUUUUUUAACUUUAUUAGAGCGAAAAUUAUUAGGAUAUAUUCAAAUUCGAAAAGGUCCUAAUAAAGUUGGGUUAAUAGGAAUUUUACAACCUUUUUCAGAUGCUAUUAAGUUAUUUACUAAGGAACAAAUUUAUCCUAAUUAUUCUAAUUAUUUAUCUUAUUAUUUUUCUCCAGUUAUUAGAUUUUUAUUAUCAUUAAUAAUUUGAUUAGUAAUUCCUUAUUAUUUUAAUUUAAUUAGAUUUAAUAUAGGAAUUUUAUUUUUUUUGUGUUGUACUAGAUUAGGAGUAUAUACAGUUAUAAUUGCAGGUUGAUCAUCUAAUUCAAGAUAUUCUUUAUUAGGGGGUUUACGAGCUGUAGCACARACUAUUUCUUAUGAAGUAAGAUUGGCUUUAAUUUUAUUAUCUAGAAUUAUUAUAGUUAUAGAUUUUAAUAUGUUAAUAUUUAAUAAAUAUCAAGAUUUAAUUUGAUUUAUUUUUAUUAUAUACCCUUUAAGAUUAUGUUGAGUUUCAUCGAGAUUAGCUGAAACUAAUCGAACACCUUUUGAUUUUGCUGAGGGAGAAAGAGAAUUAGUUUCAGGGUUUAAUAUUGAAUAUAGAAGAGGGGGAUUUGCUUUAAUUUUUUUAGCUGAAUAUUCUAGAAUUUUAUUUAUAAGUAUAUUAAUUGUAUUAAUUUAUUUAGGAGGGUAUAGAAUAAGAUUAUUUUUUUAUUUGAAAUUAAGAUUAGUAUCAUUUUUAUUUAUUUGAGUUCGAGGAACAUUACCACGAUAUCGAUAUGAUAAGUUAAUAUAUUUAGCUUGAAAGGUUUAUUUACCUAUUUCUUUAAAUUUUUUAUUAUUAUAUAUAGGAAUUAAAAUUUUUUUAUAG
Achroia grisella is the source of this 936-nucleotide messenger RNA. NCBI's taxonomy places the organism in Eukaryota, Metazoa, Arthropoda, Insecta, Lepidoptera, Pyralidae. The record is from the annotation of a RefSeq genome assembly.